Nicotiana attenuata is the source of this 3400-nucleotide messenger RNA. Its product is annotated as putative late blight resistance protein homolog R1A-10. Bases 21 to 2729 code for a protein of 902 amino acids. Gene Ontology annotation, biological process: defense response to other organism. The transcript has 3 exons. Gene Ontology annotation, molecular function: ADP binding. Lineage: Eukaryota; Viridiplantae; Streptophyta; Magnoliopsida; Solanales; Solanaceae. The record is from RefSeq and is a predicted model, not a curated record.
GCAGAAGUAUAAAGAGAGAGAUGGCUGCAUAUGUUGCACUGACUUCUCUAAUCGGAACAAUACAACAGCUUCAGCUUUUGCAUUCAAACUUAAAUCUAAGGGACACUAGUUUGAAAAGUUUGAAUUUACUCUACGAAAAGGUUGAUUCUCUGCACGAGCUCCUUGAUAAUUCUGAUGCUGAACAAACUGAGAAUUUGCACGCUGAAGUCAAACAUAUAGCAAAUGAAGUAGAAGAUGAAGUUGAAUCACAGAUGCAAGUGGUAAUGGAUGAACAACAUGAUGGACUCCAUCAACAGGAAGCCCUCGAGAGUUUUUUUGAGAUCUUACAACGAGCUAUAGAAAAGGUUGAUUCCCUCAAGGAAGGACUCAUCAAACACAGUCAAAAUAACAAUUUGCAAGCCGGAAAUUCCUCGCUUUGUGAUUCAAGUUCACCAAGAUUGCAUGCUCCAACCCUUGAGAACGAUAUGGUAGGGUACGACAUUGAACAAGCAGACAUGCUGAGUCAACUUACCGGAGGCUCAGCUCCAUUGGAAGUCAUCUCUGUUACAGGUAUGGGUGGCAUUGGUAAGUCAACUUUUGCCAAAAAUCUGUCUUCUCAUCCCUCAAUUUUGAGCUUCUUUGAUAUUCGUGGAUGGGUUACUGUGUCUGAGGACUAUAGUUUUAGAAAGACGCUUUUAGGCCUCCUUAAAGAUGCUAAUACUGCAAAGGAAGAAGAGCUUGAAAACAAAAGCGAUCAAGUACUAGCAGAUCGCUUGAAGAAAGGUUUAAAGGGUCGAAGGUAUUUUAUUGUUGUGGAUGACAUAUGGAGCAAGGAAGCUUGGGAUGAUAUUAGACUGUGUCUUCCAGACUAUGGUGUAAGAAGUCGGGUAUUGUUGACCACUCGAGACGUUGAGGUUGCUCAAUAUGCUAGCUUUUCUAAGGAUCCUUUCAGGAUGCAUUUACUUAACCCAGAUGACAGUUGGAAUUUGUUUUAUCAAAAAGCAUUUGCAGAAAAUUGUUUUCCAGUUGAAUUUGAGAAUGUUGGAAAGGAGGUUGCAAUAAACUGCAAAGGAUUACCACUUAUGAUUGCUGUGGUUGCCAAGAUUCUCUCUAGCAAGAGGACAUUGGAUGAGUGGAGAAAAGUAGCUCAAAGUGUGAGCUCAUUAGCAGACGUUGAUGCUUAUCGACAAUGCUCAGGAGUGCUAGCUUUAAGCUACAAUCAUCUUCCUUCUUAUUUGAAAGGUAGCUUUCUGUAUUUUGGACUUUUUCCAAAAGCUAGUGAAAUUUCUGUGGGAAAGUUAAUUAGAUUAUGGAUUGCAGAAGGACUCCUAAAAGUAAAGGGGACGGAGAGAUUGGAAAAAGUGGCUGCUAGUCAUUUGGAUUAUCUUAUUGAUAAAAGUCUAGUUAUUGUUAGCAAGCGAAGUAUGGAUGGGGAAAUCAUGACAUGUUUGAUUCAUGAUCUUGUACAUGAUUUCUGCUUGAGAGAAGCCGACCGCCAGGGUCUUUUGUAUAUUGAGAAUACCGAUAAUGCUGGACCUGGAUUAGUUUUCCCUCAAGGUUGUAGGUGGAUUUUAAGAAAAUCAGAGCGCUCCACUCAUUUUAGCAGUCGAUUCUAUAAUCUUGAUCAUAGCAAAUUACGUUCGUUGUCUCUUUACCCUUCUGAUAUGUUCCUUAACAUAGCACACUUUCAUUUCAAACUUCUUAGGGUAUUGGACAUGGAGGAAAAUCGUUUUUUCGAUUUCCCCAUAGCUAUACUAGACCUAGUUUUUUUAAGGUAUUUGGCAUUGACGUUUAAAAGGUCUGGACAAUUACCAAUCUCUAAACUUCUGAAUUUACAAACUCUCAUUGUUCGGCCACUAUCAUACAUUAGUGAUUGGAGCCUGUCCUUACCAAAUGAAAUUUGGAAAUUAUCUCAGUUAAGGCAUCUCCAUUGCUGGUGUAUGUAUUUGGAAUCUCCUCAGACGGUAUCAGGAAAUAAGGUGAAGAACUUGGUUUUGGAAAACUUACAAACUGUUUCUGGGUUGACACCUUCUUGUUGUACAAAGGAAAUAUUUGAAGGGAUUAAGAAAGUAAGGAAAUUGGAAAUUGCUGGUAAAGCAGAGGAAUUUUAUAGUAUGAUGGGAUGGGAAAAUAAUCUUAAAUAUUUAAAAGAGCUAGAGACACUAAAUGUUGCAGUUUGGCAUCGUCUUGUUAUGUUCAUGUCCAACGCUGUGCCGCGUUCAAUAAAUCCAAGUCCAGGUUCUUUCCCACCAAAUCUCAAGAAGUUGACACUUAGCGGUACUUGUCUUCCAUGGAACUGCAUGAACAUUUUUAGCAAGUUGCCCAAUCUCGAGGUGCUAGAAUUGAAGGAUCAUGCCUUCGUUGGCAUUGAGUGGGAAGUAACAGAGAUGGGCUUUCCAAAAUUGAAGUUCUUACUCCUUGAGCAUCUGUUUCUUAGUUAUUGGACAGCCACCGAUGAUUACUUCCAAUGCCUUGAGCGUGUAUACAUCAGAGAUUGCGUAUACUUACAAGAGAUCCCAGAAGGAUUUGCAGAUAGUGUGACACUGCAGCUAAUUGAGUUACAUAAAUGCUGUCUUUCUCUGGUGAUUUUUGCGGAGCAGAUCCAGGAAAUGCAUGAGGAAUUGGGAAACAACUUGCUUAAAGUUUAUGCCUUUGAAUCAUUUCUUCAGCAUGAAGGAGUAACCCUUCUCUUCAAGCUGGCUCGAAUGAAAAUGCAACGCUCGAAGUCAAUCAGAUCAGAAACUGUGUAAAAUGGAAAUUCAAUGGAAUCUUUGCUGAAAAAUGGAGGUGGACGUGAUCAAUGCCCCACAAGUACCAAAGGAUAAAAGAAUGGAGAGCUAUUUCUUCAGCUGGAUACCUCUACAAAGCCAAACAUGCUACCUUUGUUAUUGGCAAAGGUUGCUGCUUGAAGAAAAACAAAUACGAAGCUUCGUUCCUAUAGAAGAAGAGGCGAUCAGAAUGGCACCUGAGUACAUUCAGAAUCUCAAUUUUUCAGAAACAAGCAUUCUGCUCUUAUAGACCAAUAUUUUUAGCAGGUAUGGAAAUCCGAAAUCGGAGCAGACAGAGGUGAAAGUGGGAUGAAUAUGCUACUACGACAGUUGUAGAGGUUCAAAGAAAGACAUGAACUACUUGUUAAAAAUAGUAAUAAACUUGUUUCCAUUUGUCCACAUUUGUUUAGAUUUGUUUACAUUAAUUUAAUGUUUCCAUACAUAUAGUUAGAAAAGAGUGAGGUGUGGACAUGUGUGAAUUUGUGUGAACUAGUGUAGGCAUGUAUGGACUAGUGUGUACAUGUGUGGACUUAAUUAAUAUGUACACAUGAAGUUUAGGCUAGAUACAUGUAGGAGUUCUACUAUAAAUACCCAUGUAUGCUAGCCAUUUGGUGCAAGUGAAGUUGAAUAGAAAUCAUCCUUUCCUCCACCUC